Molecule: messenger RNA, 780 nt
Organism: Dissoconium aciculare CBS 342.82
Lineage: Eukaryota; Fungi; Ascomycota; Dothideomycetes; Mycosphaerellales; Dissoconiaceae
Exons: 1
Coding region: 116-595 (159 amino acids)
Source: RefSeq, a predicted model, not a curated record
UUAUUAUUGUUAUUAUUACUGUUGGCGGACGCGGCGAAGAGAAAGGUGCCAAUCGCCGGCCUGCCUGCCAAGCGCGCUGGCUGGCUGGGCUGGCUCCCCGUAGCGCUCUCGGCUGAUGAUCGUCAGGUACGCAAGGCGAUGCCCACACCCACCCGACGCUGAUCAGAGUUCGCCGCUACGCCAGGGUUCGUGUUGCGAGCGGAAAUUCGAACGGGAGGGGGGUGGGGAAAGGACUGGAUUUCGCUCAGCGAUGACUAGGGUACGGCAGGUUUGCUUCCAGGGCUUCACGAGGAUUAGAAGAUAUCGUGCACUAUCCGAUGGCUGCUUGGGCCAAGAUGUGGAGAAUUUGGUCUUGGGAGACGUGGAUGCCUUGGACGCUUUUUGGCGUUUUUUGCGCUCGUGGACCGACUGCCCCAUCAUCACCACCACCACCAUCGUUGGAAGUGGGCCAGCUGAUAGCAUUGAUGAUGACAGGGGAGGAUCUCUUAAUCGAGUUUCACCUUUUUCGCACAAUUUCGCCGAACUCGCGCCACAACUCGGCGAGAUCUUCAGUGGCGGUAGGCUAAGUGCUUGCGCCCAUUUCAAUCCCGGUUAGCAUGAUGAUGUUUGGGGCGAGAUGGUUCAAGACCGAGAGACGUUGGGUAGUGGCCUUUUUGGGCGGUGCUCUCUAAGAUGAGAGUCCACUCUUGCUUUCACGAUGAUCGCAUCUGGUGACAUGUCAGGUCAUAUGCUUCUCCUUCAUGCAUGAUGCGAGUGAUAUGAUAUGUAACUCCAAGCAGC